AUGGCUAACAAUAAUAAUAAAAAUACACUUUUUGAUAGCAUUUUUGCUGAAACUUAUAACAAAUUGGAAAUUUUAAAUGAUGAAAUUUCUAAACUCCAAGAUAUUUACUUAAUAAAUAAGAAUUCAGAUGGUGAUUCUGAUAAUAAAACUAAUAAAUUUGAAGCUCUAAAUAAAAUGCCAAUGUCUUUAAUCUUAUAUAAUAAUAAUUUUUUUAUAUCUAAUCAAACUGAACAUUUUCAUAAGAUAUAUAUUCUUUAUCCAAUGUGUAUAGUAAUUAAAAAUAAAAAGGCCUGUGAAAAAAGAUAUCAACAAAUAAAAGCAAUAACUCCAAGUAAAUCAUGUUUGUGUUUUCUUGGAAUUAUUGAUGCUAGCAUAAAUGCAUUGGAAUUCAAAAAUGGAACAUCAAAAGCAUACUUAACAAUGUAUUAUAAAUUUGAAGGUUUGACAAUUUGCCAAAAAGCUUGGUAUAUUAUUUAUGAUAUUUAA
Cetraspora pellucida is the source of this 486-nucleotide messenger RNA. NCBI's taxonomy places the organism in Eukaryota, Fungi, Glomeromycota, Glomeromycetes, Diversisporales, Gigasporaceae. The record is from the annotation of a GenBank genome assembly.